Coregonus sp. 'balchen' is the source of this 969-nucleotide messenger RNA. Lineage: Eukaryota; Metazoa; Chordata; Actinopteri; Salmoniformes; Salmonidae. The record is from the annotation of a GenBank genome assembly.
AUGAUCAACUCUGAGACUGCAGCGUUGCAGAUCAACCCUGAGACUGCCGCGUUGCCGAUCAACCCUGAGACUGCCGCGUUGCAGAUCAACCCCGAGACUGUCGCGUUGCAGAUCAACCCUGAGACUGUCGCAUUGCAGAUCAACCCUGAGACUGUUGCAUUGAAAUUCAUCCAUGAGACUGACGCAUUGCAGAUCAACCAUGAGACUGUCACAUUGCAGAUCAUCCCUGAGACUGCCGCAUUGCAGAUCAUCCCUGAGACUGCCGCGUUGCUGAUCAUCCUUGAGACUGCCGCAUAGCAGAUCAUCCCUGAGACUGCCGCAUUGCAGAUCAUCCCUGAGACUGCCGCAUUGCAGAUCAUCCCUGAGACUGCCGUAUUGCAGAUCAUCCCUGAGACUGCCGCAUUGCAGAUCAUCCCUGAGACUGCCGCAUUGCAGAUCAUCCCUGAGACUGCCGUAUUGCAGAUCAUCCCUGAGACUGCCGUGUUGCGGAUCAUCCCUGAGACUGCCGCAUUGCAGAUCAUCCCUGAGACUGCCGCGUUGCAGAACAUCCCUGAGACUGCCGUGUUGCAGAUCAUCCCUGAGACUGCCGCGUUGCAGAUCAUCCCUGAGACUGCCGCGUUGCAGAUCAUCCCUGAGACUGCCGCGUUGCAGAUCAUCCCUGAGACUGCCGCGUUGCAGAUCAUCCCUGAGACUGCCGCGUUGCAGAUCAUCCCUGAGACUGCCGCGUUGCAGAUCAUCCCUGAGACUGCCGCGUUGCAGAUCAUCCCUGAGACUGCCGCGUUGCAGAUCAUCCCUGAGACUGCCGCGUUGCAGAUCAUCCCUGAGACUGCCACGUUGCAGAUCAUCCCUGAGACUGCCGCGUUGCAGAUGCUUGCUUAUCUCCUCAUCCUGUUUUUGUCCUCCUACUCCUCCUCUUCUUCACCUUUUGAUUCACCACGACUCCACCAGAGACCCUCGGCAGCCAUUUAG